UCACUGCCUCUGUUAGUUCAUGCCUGCCUGGGCAAGCAUCAUGCACCUGGCUGGCUCCCCAGUAUUACCACUCAUGAGCAAUGUCAGAGGGGCUGAGGCUGCUGCUUUUUAUUUUUUUACCUUAUAAUACAGAUUAAAAUUCCCUUCCAGCAGCUUUUCCCAAGUUCCCAUAGAUCUAUUCCAAUUAGUCUCUUCCAUUAUGUUGGAAUCGGACUCUGAGGCUGGGUGUGCUGCAGAGCACAGCCACAAGCGUAGCAAUGCUGUCCUGGCCCAGCUGUGGUGUUCCAGCUGCCUGGCAGUGAGGACACGGUGCUGAAAGCAAUUUGCCCUUGGUUGAUGCUGCUGGCACCAGUGAAGGGAGUGUUUUCACAGGAAGCAAACACCAAGAUACCUAAUAAAUGAAUCCUGGUUAAUCUCCAGCCUUCAUCACCUCCACCUGCUGAGCAAAGAAAUGCCCCUGUAGGGAGUGCAUGGCAUGAAACUUACCCAGGGGCAGUGUGUCCCUUGUGGCUCCCUGCUGCUGCUGACCUGGCACUUGUCCAGAGAGGUGAGGGCUGGCAGCUGUGCCCUCUGAGGCUGGGGAAGAUCACAGCGCUGACAACCUGCACAGCACAGGAUGUCAGUAACAUAUUAGGUGAUAGUUCUGGUGUCCAGGCUUGUUCUCCAUCAGGAUGGUCCUAUUUAGGUUGGAUGGGAAACCCCAACUGGUAAGUGAGAGCAGGCAGCUGGCAGCAUCCUGCAGCACAUGGCACACCCCAGGGUGAUGGCAGCCGCUGCCCCAGUGCGAGCAGCCUCCAUCAUUCCCUCCCUUUCUCCCUCUGCUGAGCAGGUACCCAGCGUGGGGGAUGGAUGCCAGAGCCCUCCGAGCCCGCCCUGCAACGCCUGGCCCAAUAUCUCCUGGCCCACUACCAGAAAGGCACCCGGCCUGUGCGGGACUGGCGAACGACCACUAACGUGGCCAUCGACCUCAUGGUCUAUGCCAUCCUCAGUGUGGAUGAGAAGAACCAGGUGCUGACCACCUACAUCUGGUACAGGCAGCACUGGACAGACGAGUUCCUCAAGUGGGACCCAGCUCGCUUCGACAACCUGACGCAGAUCUCCCUCCCCGUAGAGAGCAUCUGGGUGCCCGACAUCCUCAUCAACGAGUUUGUGGAUGUUGGAAAGUCCCCACAUGUUCCCUACGUUUACGUCAGCCAUCACGGGGAGGUGCAGAACCUCAAACCCAUCCAGGUGAUGACUGCCUGCAGCCUGGACAUCUACAACUUCCCCUUCGACGUCCAGAACUGCUCUCUCACCUUCACCAGCUGGCUGCACCACAGUGAGUGGCGGGACGCCCGUGGGGAGGGGGCUCGGGGGAGCGGGCAGGACCUCUGCUGGGCCGGAGCUCCGUGCAGAGGGCAGCUCGUCCCUCUAGAUGGCCCCAGCGGAUCGGGGAAGCGUGCAGGGAGGGCAGGCACGCAGCCUGGUGUGGAGGCGCCGACAGCUGCCGGGCUUUGGGCAGGGUACCCCUGGUUCUCACCUCUCCUCUGCCCCCCAGUUCGUGAUAUCAACCUCUCGCUGUGGCGUCAGCCAGAGCUCGUCAAGUUCGACCGAAGUGUCUUCAUGAACCAGGGCGAGUGGGAGCUGCUCUACGUCCUCAGCCACUUCCAGGAGUUCAGUGUCAAGAGCAGUGACAGCUAUGCUGAAAUGAAGUUCUAUGUAGUCAUCCGGAGACGCCCCCUCUUCUACACCGUCAGCCUGCUGCUCCCCAGCAUAUUCCUGAUGGUUAUGGACAUUGUGGGCUUCUACCUACCUCCCCACAGUGGUGAGAGGGUCUCUUUCAAGAUCACUCUCCUGCUGGGCUACUCGGUUUUCCUCAUUAUUGUAUCGGACACAUUGCCAGCUACUGCUGUCGGCACCCCGUUGAUAGGUAUGGGCCCUGAGAUUUGAGUAGGAAGGAUUUGCUUGGGCCCGUGCUCUGGGCACGAGCUUUUGCAGGUCACUCACCUCACUGAUGUCUCUGCAGGCAUCUACUUUGUGGUGUGCAUGGCACUGCUCGUCAUCAGCCUGACAGAGACCAUCCUGAUUGUGCGCCUGGUGCACAAGCAAGACCUGCAACCCCACGUCCCUGAGUGGGUGAAACACCUGCUGCUGGAAAGAGCCACCAUCCUGCUCUGUAUCCGGGACAGGAAGACAUUCAGCCAAAGCAGGACGCAAAGCUUGGACACUUCCAGGCAGGUGGAGAACAAUGACAGCACAGGUAAGAGUUGCACAGAGAGGUGCGGGGCACUGGGGGGCACGAGGUCUGCACUGGCCUUUAGUGGCCGGCCAGAGGGCUCGGGAGCGCUGCAGGAGGUCCUGCACGAGACCACGGCUAUCCGCCAGCUCCUGGAAAAACGGGAGGAAUUCCGUGAUGUCGCCCGUGAGUGGCUGCAAGUGGGCUACGUGUUGGAUGUCCUGCUGUUCCGGGUGUACUUGGCAGCCGUCCUGGCUUACAGCAUCACUCUGGGCACCCUCUGGUCGGUGUGGAGGGAUGCCUGAGCAGUGCCCAUUAUUCAGGGCGGGAGACGGGGGACCUCGCUCUGGCGGCUUCUCCCUGGCUCUGGGAUUCGCCAGUGUCUGUCCACCCAGACGGGCGCAUCCCUCACGUCCCUCAGCUCCGCAGCGGGAAGGCGGAGCUGAGCAGGAGCCCCCCGGACCCCAUGACCCUGCCCAAACCUCUCUCCACGCUUCCCCUGCCAACCCCGGGAGAGCCCACAGCUCGGCCCGGCCACGGCCGCGGCUUCAGCACCGCGGACAGCGGCCCCUCCGCCCGGCCCGGCCGCCUCCCGGCGCCGGGGGAUCCCCAGCGCCCCAGGGGGAUCGCUGUCCUCGGCUCCCCUGCCCCUCACCCCGCCUGCUGCCUUUAUUCCCUACCCCGGCCCCCUGCACACCUGCCCAGCAGAUCCCUACCACGCUUGUGCUCAGGAGUUUUAGCAAAGUGGGAGAGAUGCAGUGUCCGGCCGCGGCCAGACGGGAUGUCACCGGGACUGAUCCGGUGAGCACGGUACCCGCAGAGAUGCGCGGGGCAGGGCUGCCAUCACACCUGCAGUAGGUGCCCAGCUCUCGCUGUCCAUCUGCCCCCGCCAGGACAGAAGCACAAAGCGAAGAGGAGAGGAAAGUGCUACAGAUGCCAUAAGAGCCCAUCCCAUGCUCUAGGAGCAUCUUUACAUAUGGGCCUGUGAUGGAGGACAGGUGGGUCGACACCACCUGGAUCUCAAACAUUUGCCCUCAAACCCACCAGCCCCAGAGCAAGACUCCCACUCACCAUCCCAGAGCCAUCACCUGCAGGAAAACUUACCUCUGAGUGACGGCCUGAGGAUGGGUGGAGUGGGCUCCUGCCAGUGCUGGCCCGCACUAAUGCGCUGAUGGUCUGUAAGUGGCUGCCUAUUGAUGAGGUGUCCAGUUAAAGAGUUCGUGAGACACUAAAUCAGCCCAUUGAUCCUGCUGAGAUCGAUGGUGCUACAGACCUGAUCAGUGCAGCGGGCAAUUAACACCCUCUGGAAUGAGCUGCCUUCAUGUAACAUCAAACGCUCCAACAGACAAAUCCAAUGGGGCCAUUGACCCGGGUGUGCGAUGCCACCCAACCCAUGUGUUUGAUGAGGGUACUGGGCAGCAAGACUCCUGAGCCAGCCUUGCCAUCCCUGUCUCACCCACCGCCACCGCGAUGUCCCCCAGGGCUGCACUGCAAGAUGCUCACCUGUGCUGCUGUAUCCCAUGGAAUGUUUUGGUCCUUAUCCUUGUCCUCCCUGUGCUAGGAAGCCAUUGUGCACCCAACCUAACCCCCUCAAGCACCUCAGCAGUUCUUUUCCCUGGAAGGACAGGCUGCCCAUGCUGGAGGAAAGAUAGAUUCUCCCUUUGCCCUCUUGCUACUUUGGGAAGUGCUGCAUGUGGGAAAAAGUUCCAGGCAUCUGAGAGAAGCCUGGAUUUUCCUCUUAAAAAAAAAAUAAAAAAAAAUCAAUAAAUCUGAAUCUAAUCUCCUAAUAAAGGUUUAAUGAGGACAUAAUGUUGAUGGAACAGAACAUUGUUGCGGCAUAAUCGCUCCCAGCUGCUGUGCGAGCGUGCACACAAAGGCCCGGUCCUACCGCGAUUUCCCCGUUAUUAUAACAACGCCUUUGUGCCAGGCUGAACGCUGGAGAGGGGCUUUGCCCCCCUUUUCCCGGGGUGCUGCAGCCCGCAGGUUGCUCACAGCAGGACCACCUCUGCUUGCCUGAACCUGGAUCAAAGUUCCCCACUACUUGCCCAAAGCCUUCCUGGGAGGCUGUGCUGGGGAGACUGGGGGAGGCAGGACUACCAUCAGGACCUUGGAAUGGACACAGCCCCUCAAACCUGCUGGGAAAUACUGGGGCAGGGCAUGAGCCUGGCCUUGACACUGGCACAUGCCAUCCACCCCUGGGAAAAACGAAACGCUGCUCUGCACUUGGCGACUCCAGCUGUGCUGUAACAAAUGUCUAACACGAGGCCAAGGCGGGCGGUGGGCACGCGUUGGGCACAGGCACGGCUGGGUGGUGCUGGCAGCACCCGCUUGGCCCAGCUGCAGCCUGCGGUGCUGUGCGCUUUGCCACAGCACAAAAGGAGAGCAGGCGCUGCCGUUAAUGUAGUCAGUAAAUAAAUAAAGGAGGGCUUAAGCUUAGUGUACAGCAAUCAGUCGGGAACUACAGGAUAAUUAACACAGCGGGGGGCCGGACGGCUCUGCAGGCAGGUUUAAAUGAACGAGUUCACUUUCAUUGAGGCAAACUUGCUCUGCUCCCUGGUGAGCCACAUGGGCAGGCGGCAGCACGGGCAGUGUGCUGUGGAUGCUCCCUGCCCAUGGGAACACUGACAUUUCAGGGAGACCCCCCCGCCCCCUGGGCUUGGUUUAGGGAUAGGACCUCCUCAACUUCUCCCUCAAAGUAGGCACCCCCAAACUCACCACUCGGCUCACCCCAAGCUGGUGCAUCCUUCCUCCACCUCCUCCUCUUCCUCCUCCUCCUCUUGACUGGCACAGGAAUGGGAGACAGCAGGCUGAGACAACAGAAUUAACUUUAUUGGUUGUUUUUUUGUUUUCUAACUGCAGAUUCAAGGUAUACAACUGAACAUUGCUAUUUUCCUUAUGAGACUUAUAAAUAAAAAUACAAAAAAUGUUCACUACAAAAAAAUCUACCGUUAGUAGGAUGUAAAAAAUAUUCUCUUUGCUAUAGAAGGCACGAACUUCACUUAGUGACACAUGGAGAGAAAAAAACCUGCAGCAGUAUAUUCUUCUUUUUUUUUUUUUGUCUUUUUUUUUUUCCUCUGUCAGAAA
Molecule: messenger RNA, 5299 nt
Organism: Poecile atricapillus (Black-capped chickadee)
Lineage: Eukaryota; Metazoa; Chordata; Aves; Passeriformes; Paridae
Product: 5-hydroxytryptamine receptor 3A-like
Exons: 7
Biological process (GO): chemical synaptic transmission; nervous system process; regulation of membrane potential
Cellular component (GO): membrane; synapse; neuron projection
Molecular function (GO): extracellular ligand-gated monoatomic ion channel activity; neurotransmitter receptor activity; transmembrane signaling receptor activity
Source: RefSeq, a predicted model, not a curated record